CCAGUGGAGACGGUGGGAGUAAACGUGGCUGGCGCCUCUGGAAAAGCACAGGCGCCGGAAGAGAGGGGGCACUGCAGCAACAGAUGGACUUAGAGGGAUUACACGCUUCAGGAUGCGUUUGUGACAUAAAUUCCCAAGAAAGAGAGAGAGGAGUGGAGCGUUGAGGACGCAGACGCCCGGUCCGUCCGUCCGGUUGCUGCGUCCACGUCUGUCGAUUGGCCGUGAGGAUUACCGGAUGGAGCGCAGCUGGAGAGGUAAGGGCCACUGAUGCUCAUCCUGGAGGAGGACUCACACGAAGAGGGUAGUGACACAGGGAAUCUGCUCAAGAUGGAAUAACUAAAUCAAUCUUAAGGAGCUUUUUGAUUAAAGGCUCUUCAACGGAGGCAGAGAUAACCGAGGAUUGUGGGUUCAGAGGACUGAGAGAAGUGACCGCUGAAAACAGUUUCACCCCGGUUCAUGUAUCAGGAACGGUGUGAAGUAACCACAGAGGACAAAGAAAAGGAAAUUGGUCCUGCAGGGGAGGCCAUAAUGAGUGGCGGGCUCGGGGCCUGAGCGCUCUCUCCAGGACACGCUGAGGUGCUGGGCUGCUUCGUAAUGCAGAAGUCUGGAGGAUGUUCUUCAUCAGAUAAAUUCUGCCGUUUUCGAACGACCUCCUGCAGACGGGCUGAGCAGUACUCGCGCUGAGGUCAGGGAGAGUAUGGCCAGAUCGGUUCCCACGGGGAUCAAUAGCUGGACAUCAGAUUGAAGCCGCCUGAGCAGGAUACUGCUGCAGCCCAGCAUCCUGCUGUGUUCACAUUGUCCACUCAAAUCCCCUCUUGUUCAUUUUUUACCCCCCUCCCAUCUGCCCUUUUCCCACGUGCAUCAGCCUCAGAGCAUCUUAUCUCGCCCCCCCAACUUCCAUUCUGCUUAUCUUCCUUCCUUUUAAUCACACUGACUCUACAGUAUCACUUAGUCAGCUGUUAGGUUGCGUUGUCUUCUCUGUUACGUCACAUUUAUUUGUCAUUUCCAUUCAAACCUGGCAGCUCAUCAGCCUCGGGGCAUCUGUCCGUCCUCCUGUGGAUGCGGCCGUACCUUGCGUGGUUUUUGUCGUACGUCCGGUUGUGGUCUCCCCCUGACUUUCCCCCCCUCCUUUCCCCCCGACCCCCCGCCUCCCUCCCCACCGGCGCGGCCAUGCUGGAGGGUAUGUCCCGCCGCUCCCGCUCCCUGCUCUCCCUGACCUUGACCACUCUGGCCCUGGCCCUCUCCAUCCUGGCCCUGUGCACCUCCUACUGGUGUGAGGGCACGCACAAGGUGGUCAAGCCGCUCUGCCUGUCGCCCGUCAAGAUGAAGAACUGUGGUCAGAACAACAGCGAGCCUUACACCACAGAGAGUCCCACUCAGAACCCCUUCAAUCGCACGCUGUCUCCAGCCAGGAGAGACGAGCUGGCCAGGAUCAGGCAGAGGCAGCUGGCCAACGCAGUGCACUACAUCUGGGAGACGGGGGAAGACAAGUUUGCUUUUAGAUAUUUCCACACGGGCUUCUGGGAAAGCUGUGAGAAACACAGUGAUGGGGAGAAAUGUCGCAGCUUCAUAGAGUUGACUCCGGGGGAAACACAAGGUGUGCUCUGGCUCUCAGUCAUCUCAGAGUUUACGUACAUCGGCCUGCUGGGGAUGGGCUUCCUGCUCAUGUGGCUGGAGGUCCUGUGUUCCCACAGAGAGAUGCACGCACUAAAAAUCAAUGCCUAUGCAGCGAUCUGCACUGUGCUUUCUGGCCUUCUUGGGAUGGUAGCGCACAUGAUGUACACCACAGUGUUUCAGAUGACGGUCAUUGUGGGCCCCAAAGACUGGAGGCCCCAGUCCUGGGACUACGGCUGGUCAUUUGCUCUUGCCUGGGUGUCCUUCAGCUGCUGUAUGGGAGCGGCCGUGGUCACGCUCAACUCCUACACCAAAACCAUCAUCGAGCUCCGUCGCAGGCAGAGACUCCGUCUGGAGGAGGCGCGAGCCGCCACUCGCGCCCCGGCCUACGACGAGGUGGUCCCGGGGGGAGGCCUCUACUCGGUCAGCGGCUUGCUGCAGUGCCCGGACGGCAUGAUCGACGUGGCCUGGGCCCCCAACGGCGGCGUGGUGGGGGUGGGAAACGGGGACGUGCCGACCCUCGUUUUGGUUGGCGGCUGUGGACCAGACGGCUGUGAAGACUGCGAGCGAGAGAUGGACGAGAUGGACGAGGCCAUGGACAGAGCUGACUCGCCUUGCUAGGGGAUCACUUUACACAGUUAAACUGAAAGGGCUGAAAAACUACAGAAAGAAAGACGACCGAGCCGGGACGAAAACCAGCCUCUGGUUUCUCUCGCUGGCUGUUUUGAUUUCCUGUGAACUAUGGACAAACUGAACUGGCUGAAAACCAAUGAAAUCAACACAUAUCAAAAUGCUAUAAGCCUAUGAUGGAUGUAUGUGCAGAUUACACUCGCAUGCAAGUUUUGCAUGUUUUCUGGCUAUUUCUCAGUGCCUCACUGUAGGAAAGGAAAUGUUUGUCUCCAGCCUGAUCAGCAUACGCCCCACAGGCAAAAAAAAAAAAAAAAAAUAUUGCAAUCCACUGUGUAUUCCGACAUUUCUAUCAGAACAUGCAGCA
Salarias fasciatus (jewelled blenny) is the source of this 2608-nucleotide messenger RNA. RefSeq names its product germ cell-specific gene 1-like protein. Lineage: Eukaryota; Metazoa; Chordata; Actinopteri; Blenniiformes; Blenniidae. Gene Ontology annotation, cellular component: plasma membrane. The coding region runs from base 1060 to 2235 and encodes 391 amino acids. The transcript has 7 exons. The record is from RefSeq and is a predicted model, not a curated record.